Molecule: messenger RNA, 2135 nt
Organism: Colossoma macropomum (tambaqui)
Lineage: Eukaryota; Metazoa; Chordata; Actinopteri; Characiformes; Serrasalmidae
Gene: zpax4
Product: zona pellucida protein AX 4
Exons: 16
Coding region: 57-2135 (692 amino acids)
Source: RefSeq, a predicted model, not a curated record
GUUGUCUUCAUGCCAGUGUAGUAUAAUGAAACUAUAGACACUGCAAAUCAGUGGCAAUGGCUUUUGGAUUUUAUUCAGGAUGGCUCCUUCUUUUGACAGUUGCUUGUGCACUGUGUGACCCAAAACAUUUGCCACAAUAUGCUCUGGUGCCUGAUGUUGACUUUGAGACUGAAUGCAGGGACAGAUAUUUCUUUGUCUCUGUCAAGAUGCCUUCUCCUGGCAGUGAGCUUCAAUUUCAAGCAUUUGAUGCUGGUGGAGCAUAUCCCAUCACUGCACAACAUGGGGAAUUUUGUGGCUAUACAGUUCAGGCUGUUUUUGAUCGUAUUGUUCUUAGGGCCUCCUACUUCUCUUGCCACACAGACAAUCAGAACGAUGAGGUAUUUAGUUUCAAGUUCAAGUUGAUAAUAGUGAACCCCAAAGGAAGAGAAACAUCUGCUAUUAUCUCCAAGACUUGUUCACUGACAUUACCAUGGUCUCCAAGAGAGGUCUUGUGUGAGGAAAACUAUAUGGAGGGAUCAGUGGUGUCUGGCUGGCAGAUUAUGUUUGAGAAGGAGGGACAGCACUCUGAGGUCAUGUCUGCUGAGAAGGCAGCAGCUCUAGGCUAUUUCCUAAUGUCUACCACAGGGAGAAUCGUCUUCCGCGCUGCCUUUGGCCGACCUUGCACAGCCAUCAAAGUGGCCAAUGGUGUUUCUAUACAUGAGCUCCACUCAGUUGUGCUCUUCAGGCAGAAGUCGACUGUUAUGAAAACGGACUUGGAUGUUGCCUGUGUCCUUAGCUCUUCCAGUGGUGCACAGAUCCUGUGGGAGACUCCAAUGAAGACCCCUCUGCUUAUGAAAUCUGACUUUGAGGACAAGCUGACUAGCUACAGGGUGACUGGCCAACUUCUGGAAAAGCAAACGAUCAUGAGUCGUGGUCACGCCAUGCCAGGCAGUACAGGAACACUGGGGACUGGCAUCCCAUAUGUUUCCAGUGAGGAAUUCAGAAAGAAUCUUCUGGAGAAUCAAUACUACCACCAGAACUCUUUCAUGGACACGGGUGUUAAAGUUGUGGCUCCCCAUCCGUUACCUCUCAACCUGCUAACGGUCAACCAGACUGUCCCCAAGGAACGUAUCUUCACUGUCUAUCUGGGUAAUAUUCCCCUGGAUGUGGUGUUGGAAGCUGUUGAGCUCAAUGGUAAUUACUUCCCUGCAUGGGCAGCGAGUCAGAGAGGAUACAUCAGUGAGAUUACGUAUUCUAACGGUACUCACGCCUACAGUGUUAAGGUCCAAUUUGAAGACCCGGUUGUGGAAAUGAUCUAUAUUACUGAGGGAGUAUUCAAGUAUUCCCUAAGCAUUAAGUACAUUCUGAUCUUCAUGCCGCAGGGGCAACUGUACCAUCAUUCUGUUUCUGUGGUGGCUUAUGCCCAUGAUGUCCUUCCUCCUGCUUUUAGUAGCCAGUGUGACGUGAAUGGCAUCAGCUUUAAGCUGGACCACAAGAAGUUUAACUACAUAUGGGAGUUUACCAUUGGGCCUUACCCUCUGACACAGCAGCUGGCUGACAGCCAAGGCUACAUCAUGAUCAACGAUAGUCGGAGUCUGGUCAUGCAUGCUCCCCUUUUUACAACUGGAUACUUGUAUGAGAAUAUUACUCUGCAACAGUUCUUUGGCACAUUUGAAAUUCUCACAAGGAAUGCAAAGACUCUGGAGGUCGCACAGUCUUCAGCCAGACGCUGCCUGUUCAAAACCACUGAGCUGUUAGUGUGUUCCACUGAUGGGGUAAUGACUGUUGUGAGUGAUGUCACCAAGGCUGUCCCGAGAGCAGAUCCUGCAAGGGCUACCCUUCUGGAUAGGAACUGCAAACCCAGAGACUUUGAUGAGACCAAAGUCCUAUUUUCAUUUGGUCUAAAUACCUGUGGGACCAGGGUCAAGAUUAACAAACAGUAUAUCAUGUAUGAAAAUGAGAUCCUAUUCCCCAUGGUAUAUUCCUCUGAGAUCAAGCCAGUCAUCACCAGGGAUGCUGCAUACAAGAUAACCGUAAGGUGCAUGUAUUCAGUGCAUGGCACCAGUAGGCUAUUUAUCAAGAGGAAAUUCAAAGCUGAGGCUCCUGCAAUGACUGUUCCAGUUGAUCAUAAAGCAAAAGCUCCAGUGAAAGGUUAA